This is a messenger RNA of Gossypium arboreum, 870 nucleotides long. RefSeq lists its product as uncharacterized. Gene Ontology annotation, cellular component: NuA4 histone acetyltransferase complex; nucleus. The coding region runs from base 267 to 635 and encodes 122 amino acids. The record is from RefSeq and is a predicted model, not a curated record. NCBI's taxonomy places the organism in Eukaryota, Viridiplantae, Streptophyta, Magnoliopsida, Malvales, Malvaceae. The transcript is spliced from 5 exons. Gene Ontology annotation, biological process: regulation of transcription by RNA polymerase II.
CGAAUUACUAAGGUAUUCCAAAUUUUGAGGUAAGGAAGCCCAAGGUCUCUUAUUUCCCCCAUGAAAUCUGCCAAAAUAAUGGGCCGUACCAAUCGUGGCACAAACAAAAACAAAACUUGGAAUGGGAAGUAUAUUUCGGAUCCAGCCCAAGAAAGGGGAAAAAAUAUUAUUAGUUCAAAUUUUGAAGUUUAAUCUGAAAGAUAGUACAAGUAAUUUCACCUACUAGUGUUUGUUUUUACGACUGCAGAAAAGUAAUUAAAGAGGGGAUGGAAGGUGGAAGAGAAAAAGAAGAGGAACAAGAUGGCGUUUCCGUACAUUCCCCUUGCAAAGCUCCGCCGUCCUCCGCUUCUUCUCUUCCUAAGGAGGUGGAAUUGGAACUCAGGCUAUUGGAAGCACUUGAAAUUUAUCCUCCCGUCAAAUUACGAGGCGUGCAUCGCCACUUUGUCCUCUAUGGUCUGAUGGAAUUCCUGAGGAAAAGCCUGGACCGGCAUUUUUCUCCAGACGAGGUUCUGCAGUUGCUAGAUCGUUUCUACAACUUGGAAGUGCUGAAACCAGAUGAUGAAGAGAUUGAUAUUCUAAACCAUGAGGAAGAUUUUUGCUUGCCACAAAGCUAUUUUGUCAAGGAGGAACCCUAAAUCAAUUUUGGGGGUAUUUGGGGGGGGCAUCCUGAUAUUUGUACUAGACUUGGUUUUUUUUACUUGAGAUCUGAUGAUUUCUAACUGUGAUAAUGUUCCUUUAUCAAUUUGCACAAUAUUAUUGUAAAAAUUAGGUUGCAAUUUUGAUGGGAUGUAAUUAGUUUGGCUCAACCAUCUUUUGACACCUUAUUAUUACUUUAUUAUUUUUUUAUCUCAGCUUAUUAUUAUUUUAUGA